This is a messenger RNA of Guyanagaster necrorhizus, 5430 nucleotides long. Its product is annotated as ARM repeat-containing protein. Bases 1 to 5430 code for a protein of 1809 amino acids. Gene Ontology annotation, cellular component: cytosol. Gene Ontology annotation, biological process: regulation of translation; cellular response to amino acid starvation. NCBI's taxonomy places the organism in Eukaryota, Fungi, Basidiomycota, Agaricomycetes, Agaricales, Physalacriaceae. Gene Ontology annotation, molecular function: protein kinase regulator activity. The record is from RefSeq and is a predicted model, not a curated record. The transcript is spliced from 37 exons.
AUGCAGGGUGUUGCCAAACAUCCUGGCUUUCUUCCACCACGGAACGGCACUGUAACUCGUGUCGUCGAUCCGCCUCGCAAGAACACGUUUUCGCGGCUCAAGUCUCGCGACGAAGACUUGGGUGCGAUGAGCAAGUCGGAUACUCAGUCGUGGCGGAACGCGAUGAAAGUGAAUCCGCUGAAAGCAAAACAGAAAGAACCGCUUCCUCUCGUUCGGCAUGCAGAUAGAGCACUCUUUAUCCAAAAUCUUGACAUUUUCAAGCUGUUGAUUCUCGCAUACCCCAGAUACGCUGAUUCAAUAUUGAAGGAUGCUGUCGAAAUGGUAGGAACGGAGAUGACAAAGAGGGACGAACUCCGGGGGACAAUGGAUAGCGAUGAACAGAGGCUGGGAGGAACGGAGGAAAUGCUGGGUUGGCUGUCGCGCGAGGUGUCUUGGAGCAUCUUGCUCGGAUCCAUGGCUCUUCUCCUGGAUAUGAUCAGCGACUCUUCACGGGUGGAGGAAUCGAAGGAAUCUCUCAAAUAUGCUGCAUUGGUUCAUACGAGGCGCGCAUUCCGUUCAGCUGGCGGAAAACUGGCUUUGAUCGGUGUUGCCGUAGGCGUGCUUGUACGACUAAGGAACAUCCAGGUUAUCCGGCGCGGUGAAGCUGACUACUUAUGUCCAAACAUGCUGUUCCUGCCCAUGUAUUGGCGAGAUACGACCUAUGAUUUCAUUCAUCAUUCAAAGUCAACUUCCUAUGGCCCGCCUGUGAAAAAGCUGCCCUCAGGUCGCCAGAAUACUCGCUCGAUGUCACAAUCGGUAACAGCUCGAAGUUAUAAGGCAUUUUUCACGGCAUACUCGUGUCCCCUCAAUGACGACUCUGUCCGCCACAGGGAAGACGAUAGGACGAGAUCAUCGCAUCGUGCUCUAUACCAUGCUUGCAUCAUACUCCAUCUCCUCGAGUCGGACUUUCCUCUUCGUGAAGACACAUUGUCUUUGAUAGCCCAAGAGAUGAACAGCCUCAAGCCUCGCAUCCGGAGGGCAUUUUGUGCUUUGGCGGGUAAUGUUCUAUGGUCAUCGGAGACUUUGGAUACGCCUGCGUGGUUGGCUUUUGCUGCUGCAGUCUUACUCUCCUUCGAGAGCAGCCUAAAGACGGUUUCAAACAAUCCAAAUACUGGCGCAUUCGAGGGGUAUAUUGUGGUGGUGGUUCUGCUUGGACCUUUGGUGCAGGCCGGAAAGUUUGAUGAAUCUGUGGCCCGGAACACUGUGAUUCAGGCUGUUACUUCCAGUUCUGCGAAGCCCUCGUUCGUUCUCUCCGAGCGGGUUUAUCAGAAGCUCACUGAGUCUGAGGACGAGCUGUGGGAUUUGCGUGCCAUUGAGGCCGUGAUACGGUUUUUUAGCCAGGAAAUAUCCACCAACGACGCCAUCAGGUCCAAUGGCUCGUCUGCAGAUAUCCGAAGAGACAUGAACGGAGCGAUUGAGUUGUCUGCUUCAAAAUUCCCGGAAUUGACGUCUGAUCUGGCCGCCUUCGAUGGCCAAGCUCCGUCGCUUUUCCUGCCGACUGUGGUGUUUCAGUCGAGGAAUGAGAGGUUUUUAGAGGCGCUGAUUGUAGCCCAUCACGAACUCAUCUGUGCUCCGGCUCGUCAAACAUGGAUUGAUCUUUGCCAAAGGGCUGGGACAGAUCCCCACGAUAUUGUUAACAGUCACGUUGAUCGGCUUCUCUACUUAGUAUCCACCAAUACCUUCAGUGAGGGAUUUGGCUUCAAAGAGGCCAGCUAUCGUGCGGUGACAACAUUGGCUUUCGUGUCUCCAGAGAGUGUGGUACCACAAGAUGCAAAUGCCAUCAAUGGACUAUCCGAAGACGACCUAGGGAUUUGGGCAACCCCAGAGGGUACAACCUAUGUUGAUGGCGAGUCUUAUCAUCGUCUAGCAAGGCCAUGGAAACCAGAAAAGGCAAAGACGCUGAUAUCGCCAGCCAACAACAAGACUUCCUCCCCUACAUUGACGAAACAACAGCAAGCUCUUGUCAGCGCUCAACUGGAGAAGGAGUCCUUACAAUGGCGCCGUGUACAAUCUGUCAAAAUCAAUCUAGAACACAGACUACAUUUCGUUCGCAGCUUAGUGAGGGCAGGCAUUCCGCAAUUCAGCGCCUUCAUAUCGAACUGGCCCAGUGAUGUUCGGAACGUUUGGACAUGUUCAGGAAGGAGUAUCGUUCCGGAGGAGCUGCAAGCUGAGGCUUUGAAUUCUUUAGUCAUGAGAGUAUUGCACCGUUUGCGAUACCUCUCUGAGCAGUCGCUGUUCAAUCCCGCUACGUUCUCCUACAUCUUUCCUCUCAUCCGUCAUGUAUUGGCUCAAGGGGGAGUCUGCACUGAAGAUGGCGAAGAAAAUGAAGAGCAGCUUGCAUUAGCGCUGCCCACGAUCAAAUUCCAUUGCGGAGAAUUCGCUGAUCUUGACUACCCACGAGAACAAACAUUAGAAAUUCUGAUAUUAACGACCCGUCAACAACCCAAGCUCAGUCGGGAGGCGUCGUCAGCGCUUAUUGACCUCAGCGAGGCUAUAUAUCGGACAGCUUCAAAAAGCAAAGUUGAUAUUCUGUUGCAGGGGACGCUGUUGGAAGAAGCAUACGUGCAAAACUCAUGUCUUCAAUCCCUUCAGGGCAUGGUUAUAGUGCAUAGUCUUGAUCGCUCUGACCCUUGGCCGUCCCGAGUAGCAACAGCGAGCACUUUCAAGUUGCUAUCACAAGUCGAGCCAUUCUUCAAGUUUCUCAUUCAGGACGAGGCACUGGGUGAUCAUGAGCCGGAUGUUCGUCAAGGGAUGCUCUCUGCUGGGACAACGAUCAUCGAUCUCCAUGGCGCCUUGUGUAUAUCGAGUCUUAUUGUCAUGUUUGAAGGCCACUUUGGCAGUCCUAACUUAUCGAGGCACUCAAAACUCCGGCCGAACAAUCUCAUCGAGGAUUUGGCGAAUGGUUCGAAAUACGCAGCUCGUCGUGGUGCAGCGUAUGGUUUGGCGGGUGUCAUCAACGGUACGGGGAUUGCAGCAGGGAUGAAGGAGUUCAAUGUGAUCAAUCAUUUGCAGGCAGCUACAGAGGACAAGAAGAGAUAUGAGCCUCGCCAGGGUAUGAUGUUUGCCUUCGAAACGCUGUCCAGUUCAUUGGGGCGGCUUUUGAACCUUCGUUGGUGUUGGUGGUUCCUAUUCUCGAACAAGGUCUACGUGCGUGUGGUGCGGAUACCAAGAAGAAGAAAACUUCGUCCCAUAUCUCUCCGAAUUAUUACCGAUGGUGCGUAUUGUACGAGGGCUACAGCUGCGAAAGCGUUGGGAACGUUAGUAGAACGUCUGGGUGAGGGCUGCUUGCCCGACCUCGUACCUGGACUUCUGUGGACUCUGAAAACGGAUACAUCUGGUGUGGAUCGACAAGGCGCCAGUCAGGGACUGAGUGAAGUUUUGUCCGGUCUCGGAAUGGAGCGUCUCGAAGGGUUACUUCCGGAUAUCAUCGCGAACGCGCAAUCUCCUAGAGCUACCGUUCGAGAACGCUUCAUGUCGUUGUGGCCGAUGACGGCCGGAAGAAUGAUCAUAACCAACUAUUCGAACAGGGCAAUCGAUCUUCUUCUUUGUGAGCUUGAGCACGGAAUGUUUGAUCCUGGCUGGCGCAUCCGGCAAUCAUCCAUUACCCUUGUGGGGGAGCUUAUGUUCAAAGUUUCUGGCAUGUCAGGAAAAACUUGUGAUCUUGAUGAGGAAGACGUCGCCGAUGUCAGCACUGCAGAGAACUCUCGCCGCGCUUUAUCUUGUUCCUCAGCCGUCGAUAAAAAUCUGGAAGGCGAACAAUACUCCCCGGACAGUCCGAGAGAUACUUCCCAAACUGAUCAGUCAAACAAUUGUUCUUUUGAGCAACAAGAGACUUCUGGUCAUACAAUAGCAGAGCUCUGCCGCAAGUUGGGUGAAAAGAUAGUUGGCGAAAUCAUGGCUAUUCUCCUCAAAGUCAAGGUGACGUCGACCAACUCGCGGACACGGGAAGGCGUCUGCUUGGUCCUGAGUGCAAUCAUGGAAAAUUUCACCGACGCUCAACGAGAAGACCACGAAGAUGAUAUCAUAUCCAUCGUUCGCGUGUCCUUGGUCGACGACCAGGCUAAUGUUCGAUCCGCGGAGGCUAAAGCGCUUGAUAUGUUGCAAGAACAUAUGAGACCCAAGGCCAUCGACGAAACUAUCCCUACGCUUCUGGAAGCCCUUCGGCAGCCUGGAGAGAGUUUUGGCACGUCAUUGCAAGCGCUUAAGGAGGUCAUGAAUGUACGAGCGGCGACUUUGAUCCCGGUCCUAAUUCCAACAUUAACGGCUACGCCCAUGACCAUGUUCAAUGCUCACGCUCUUGCUUCCCUGGUCACUGUCGCUGGAAACGCCCUGAGCAAGCGGCUGACGGUCAUUACCAGUGCCUUUGUCAAAGUUAUCGAAGACGAGAAGGAUGAAGAGCUUUUAUCUUCGGCGGAUGAGGCGACUCGUGCAUUGUUCUGGUCAAUCAAUGACAUUGAAGGGUUGAACACUCUCAUGAUCUUGGGACGGUCGGUCGAAGCACGAUACCCCCAGACGGCGAAAGUUCUUCUCCAUCUUCUGUCGCUAUAUCGUGUAGACUGGAUCAGACAGCUUAUCUCUGCCAUGGAAGACGAUUACGAGGAUGUUUACGCAAAUCCGUUCCCAAAGACGAACUUGAAUCGCUCGUGGUCCCCUUGGGGCGGAGUAUCGAGUCUACAGGUGCUCGUUCCGGUCAUUAUCGCCGGUCUGACUACCGGUAGUAACGAGCAGCGGGAACAAGCAGCGUAUGCUAUUGAUCAUCUCGUGGAACUGGCGACACAGACGGCCAUUCUGAGUGCACUGACAUCGAUGUUGAAACGUAUACCUGCGUUCGUGAAACCGUUCUAUCCUCAGCUGCAGAGGACGUUUGUCAAGGGCGUGAGCGACCCCGCAAGUAUUGUCGUCAGGAAUAAAGCGGCCAAGGCGUUGGGCGUGUUGAUGAAGAGCCAGCCUAGGGUGGAUGCAGUUGUGACGGAGCUUAUCGCAGGAGCGAAAAGCAACUUUGACGACGGUAUUGGUAGCAGCGCAGUGGUGGCGCUUGCGCAUGUGGUGAGGAGUGCGAAGGAGAACGUAGGUGAAAGGGCGAGGGAAGCGUGUGUCGACCUUGCGAUCGAUGCAUAUAGGGGAAGCUCUGAUGAAUCAUAUAUGCAAGCUAUUGCGUCGUUAGUGGCAGCGUUAACCAUCUUCCCAGACAACCUCCAACCGGUUGUAGAUAGUCCUCUCCUGUUAACCUGCCCGGCGGAGGCCCAGCAUGUUCACCCGAGUGGCAGCCGUGCUGCUCAUCCUGUACAUCCUCUUGUUCUUCGUCCGACGUCCAUUUCUCAUAAAGCCGGUUCACUAGGUUAUCGAACCGUACGGCCUGGAAAAGGCCCACUUUAUAAAUGCGAGCUUUAG